Messenger RNA from Dendronephthya gigantea, 1930 nucleotides. Its product is annotated as transcription initiation factor TFIID subunit 7-like. The transcript has 12 exons. The coding region runs from base 192 to 1148 and encodes 318 amino acids. Gene Ontology annotation, biological process: RNA polymerase II preinitiation complex assembly; transcription initiation at RNA polymerase II promoter. NCBI's taxonomy places the organism in Eukaryota, Metazoa, Cnidaria, Anthozoa, Malacalcyonacea, Nephtheidae. Gene Ontology annotation, molecular function: RNA polymerase II general transcription initiation factor activity. The record is from RefSeq and is a predicted model, not a curated record. Gene Ontology annotation, cellular component: transcription factor TFIID complex.
UAGAAAUUAGAAUAAAACAAUAUGGAGGAUGAACGAAGUGGAAAGAAAACACCAGAAGAAUUAUACUAAUUCUUGGUGUCAGCGAACUCUAAGUAGACAAGAGUAGCGGUAUUGUGUUUAAUACUUGUUAGAAAACACUUUCAAUUGAUUGACUUCCCUGGGAAUGCGCUUUUCACCAGCCUUUAGUAGCGAUGGGUACUAAACAGAAAGAUGGAAUACAACUAGAACGUUCAUUUCUUCUACGAUUACCUGAGCCACAGGCAGAGAUGGUGAGGAAAACUCUUCAUGCUGGAUUUGUUAAAGAUUAUCUUAGUAUUGAGUUCCAAGCUGAUAAUCGUCACUCAACGGUCAGAGUGGGAAAGUCAUGCCUUACAGGAAAGUUGAUGGAUUUACCCAGUAUUGUUGAAUCCCUGAAAACAGUAGAUAAGAAAAGUUUUUAUAAAACAGCAGAUAUAUGUCAGAUGUUGGUGUGUACUGACGAGAGUGAUGAGCCAAAUGUAGAUGUGGAAGAAACAUCAGAACAAACAUCUCAUAAAAAAGAUAAGAAAUUUGUGUUCAACCACGGUGUAACUCCGCCACUAAAAAAUGUACGAAAACGAAGAUUUCGAAAGACAGCGAGAAAAAAGCAUCAAGAAUGUCCAGAAGUUGAAAAGGAGUUAAAGAGGUUGUUGAGAGCAGAUGUUCAAGCAGAGAGUGUCACAUUCGAAGUUUUAGCGGAUGAAGAAAAGAACGAAGAGAAUCCUAGUUUAAUAUCAUCACCGCUUGGUCACCAUGGUGAUGAGAUAGAUCACCUGGCAUUCCUACAAGAACCAAUGAGCGACGAGGAAGAUGAGCUGGAUAUUGAAAAUAUUCAGAAAGAAACUCCGUCAUCAAGUCAACUGUCUACUGCUUCAGUUGUUGAUGAAACUCGCGACACCUCCCUAAAUUUUAAAGAAAAACAACUUUCUCAAGCAUUUGCAGAUAAAACAUCUCAGCCUGUCAGUUAUGACGCUAUUGAUGAUUGUGAAGAGCUCAGAAAAAAGAUCGAAGCACAAAAGGCUCGAAUAGAAAACGCAGAAAAUCCCUUUCUUAAGCAACGAUUUCAAAGUACGCUUGAAAAACUCGAACAACAGCUUAAAGAAAGAGAAAGUAAAGCAACCCAAUCCUGACUGCAUUUUCGGUAUAGUAUUGAACACCAUGUCCUUGGUGUCUGGGCGAAGUUUAUUUUGACCCGAAAAGUAUCACUGAUUAUCAAAUCAACGCUGACCAUGAAAACUUGACUUGAGAAACAUAUUAUGGCUCAUUUGGGGAAUUGGGGCCAACUAGUGAACAGGUCAACUUGAGCAAUUUGCCAAAAUCAUUUUAGAGGGUGUGACAAUGUCCCCUAAAGGCUGGAACACACUGGUUAAACUAUCACGUACUAUUCCUAAGUCUGCGAGGAAAAAAUGGAGAUAUUGGCCGUUUUCACGCUAGAGAAGCAUAAUGCGUCUUCUCUGGUUAUUCGUCUUCAGUAUAAAGACGAACAACAGACGCAUAACCAACGAUAGUUCGUCUAGACGGAUAAUGCGUCUGCCCGUGUGAAGACGGCACAUAGACGAAUAAUUCUGGAAAGAAAUUCUAAUGUAAUAUAUUCGCGCGUGUUUCCAUUGACUUAUUUGUCUGAUUAGCUGUCCGGCCAUUCUUUCAUUCGUGAAAUUCGUAAAAUUAAGCACGAAUGACAAAAUAUCUCAUAUUGGUCCCCGCAGACUAGGAAUAUGUGCCGGUCGGUGAAAAUUGUCACGAGUGCAAGGUGUUUGCGUGCCAGUUUACCAGGAAGUUUACCAGUGAACGCGAGGCGUCAUGUAUUUGACGUUGCUAUACCUGAAAAUGCGACAUUCCCUCUUUUGAGGUUCUGUGAGUCAAAAUGUGUAUUACUUAUAAUUAUAGUAAAGAACUGUUGUGUGUAUCUUGA